GCUCGUGCGAAGGUCAUGGGAUACUUGCAGGUCGGAGGGUUCGGCCAUCACCCUCCAGGGCAUAUGCUGAUCAACGCUCAGCGAGUGCUGCAGGCGCUGGCGACCGUGCUGGACUUGCUGGAGGGUUCUGGAGCUGUCACUGGCCGACGCGUGCUGGCGGGUGGCGAGCGAGCUGGGAUCGUGCCGGGCGCGCGGCUCUUCCUGGCCUCGAUGGUCGAGCAGGACCUGGCGCGGCGCGUGGCGAUGCUGCGCAGGAAGCUGCUGGACGCCAAGAGCUGCGGCAAGCUCGGUGGCAGGGGUCAGGGCGAGCGUCAAGCCCGACCCGAGGAGGCGGGCGCGGAAGCGGCAGAGCCGACUCGCCCUCGCCGAGCCGCCAGCAGAGCCGCGGUCGCGGCAGGAGCCGUGGGCGCGGCCGUG
Molecule: messenger RNA, 417 nt
Organism: Prorocentrum cordatum
Lineage: Eukaryota; Dinophyceae; Prorocentrales; Prorocentraceae
Source: the annotation of a GenBank genome assembly